Molecule: messenger RNA, 2279 nt
Organism: Dermacentor andersoni
Lineage: Eukaryota; Metazoa; Arthropoda; Arachnida; Ixodida; Ixodidae
Source: RefSeq, a predicted model, not a curated record
AGUACUUUCUCCGUUAGGGUCAUGCAUCCGAAACCAUGCGUUUAGGUGCAGCCGUGUGCACGGCAUGACACCAGAGAGGAACGAGCAGUACAGGUGAAAUAACACUUGUGUACCCCAAGGCGACAAAGCUUCUGUUUUUGUGCCUUCGGCUUGCCGACACCGGCGUCUACCAUGGGAAAAGACGCAAGAGCAAAGCGCACGUUUCGAGAAGAAUGGAGAAAGGACAAGAAACUGAGCGGAUGGAUUUCGUCACGUGACGGCGGAACGACUGCUCACUGCAAGUACUGCAGUUGCAACAUUCGACCCCACUACAGUGAUCUGUUGAAGCACGCAGAAACCAAAAAGCACCGCGAGUGCGCAGUAAUCCCAAGUUCGCAACAAAAACUGCCGCAGCUUCUAGCGUCUUCGAGUCGAACGUACUAUGAAAAGGCUCGCCGAGAGUUAAGGAUCGCCUUGUACACUGCAGUGCACACUUCCAUAAAUGCUGUCGACGAACUUGGUGAGAUUCUGCAUUCCGAAUUCAAUGAUUUUGAUCUGCACAGAACGAAGUGCACGGCUAUAAUUACGAAUGUUCUCUUCCCGUACUUCACGGAAAACAUGGACAAACAACUGAACGGCUCCAGCUAUUCUCUAAUGGUGGAUGAAUCAACCGAUGUAUCCACGACAAAGCAACUUUGCAUGGUUGUGCGGUUUCUGAGUUUAGAAGAAAACAGGAUUGCAACCACCCUUCUUGAUCUCGUAGAGCUGUCUGAUGGAACGGCAGAAACGCUUCACGACACGGUAUUGAAGACGUUGGACAAGCACGGCCUAUCGAUCAAGAACUGUCUCGGACUCUGCACCGAUGGUGCAAAUGCCAUGUGCGGCAAACACAAUUCUCUGUUCAGUCGUCUUAGUGAGGACAACAAAGACUUGAUUCUGAUCAAAUGCUCUUGCCACAGCCUGGACCUUGUGGCAUCCAAGUCGAUGGAGGCGAUUCCUUCUGCGGUUGAGCACUUAGUGCGAGAAACCUACAACUACUUUGCACACAGCAGCUGCCGGCGAGAUGCUUAUAAGAGACUGUAUGCCAGUAUGACAGUGGAAGAUGAAAGUGCAAAUCCACCGCCCAAGAUUCUGUCGCUUUCGCAGACGAGAUGGCUUGCUAUUGCAGACUCUAUAGAAAGAAUUUUGGCGCAGUACCAGUCUCUCGAAGAGUUUUUUGAGAAAGCAGAAGAUCGCAGCUACAACGUGCGCAUUUUACGAGAGAUGUAUCGAGACAGAAAAAAUUAUGUUUACCUCGUGUUUCUUGCCUCAGUUCUCCGUAACGUUAGGUGAGUGAACAAAAUGUUCCAAACAAACACAACUGACCCACUGGUUGUCUUCCAAGAGCUAGAAAAUUUGUAUUUGGAAAUUCUUAGGCGGAUUUUGAAUCCAUCAGUUUUGAGGCACAACACAACGGCAAGUCUGCUGUCGCUAGACCUGGCAAAAAUGAAGUCGAUUUUCCUGCAACCAGAGGUAGUGGACCUAGGUGACGUCUUCAGAGAGAAGAUUUCACUAGUCCCUAUUGAAGACCAACGGGCCGUGAGGGAGCGCUGUUUCCAAUUCUUGAGGCAAAUGGCGAUGGGACUGCAGCAGCGACUUCCAAAUGCCUCCUCUGCACUUCGAAGACUGUGUGCCAUAAAUCCCGAUGGCAUAGAAAGUGCUAAGAGCCGUGAAUGCAUAAUGAAGCUACCGCUGCAUUUUUUUGGAUGUUCCUCAAUCGAACUGGAGUCUGAAAUACGCCAGCUGCAGAGUGUUAGCGGUGCACUUGAUCGCGCAUCAUGUUUGACUUUCUGGCACGCAGCGGCAUCGUACAAGGACCCUUGCGGCGAAUGCCCUUUUCAACACCUGGCGCAAGGAGCACUGAAAAUUUUGACCCUUCCAAUUUCUAACGCUGAUGCAGAGCGCGUGUUCUCUUGCGUGAACUUGACGAAAACAGAGAUCCGUAACAAAAUGAAGCUGGACUUGCUCAUGGCGAUUCUGCGAAUCAAAUUUGGGCUACGACUUCAAGAAAAAACAGCAUCAUCGUUUGACGUUCCUGCUGAGUUGUUGAAUAGAAUGUGCCAAAAUUACUCCGGCAUGAACACUAUCUACUCUAGAUAAACUACGCGGACUGAACUUUUAUUUAUUUGCAACGUACCUGAUGCUUGAAGGCCAAGCAAGAGAACCAAAUUUCCUUGCUCUUUAUUUACUCUGUGUUCUUGUGUUGAUUCAAAAUGAUAUUAUUUAUUGUUCAUUAAUAAAAGUUGCUUAUAAUAAUGGUA